AUGGAGACGACCAAGCUGCCUCCGACCAGCCCGUCCUCGCCGACGACCAGCUUCUCGGUGCCGUCCGCGGAGAAGGUGGACGGCUUCCCGCGGAGGUCGAUGCGCAGAGCCCGGCAGAGGAGGUCCCACAGCUCGUCCCAGUUCCGCUACCAGAGCUCCCAGGUGGAGCUCACCCCACUGCCCCUGCUCAAAGACGCCCCGGUGGCAGAGUUACACGACCUGUUCUGUAAGAAGCUGCAGCAGUGCUGCGUGCUGUUUGAUUUCCUGGACUGCGUGGCCGACCUGAAGGGGAAGGAGAUCAAACGUGCGGCGCUCAACGAGCUGGUGGAGAGCGUGGCCACGAGCAGAGGAGUCCUCAUAGAGCCUUUGUACCCAGAGGCUAUAAAGAUGAUCUCGGUAAAUAUCUUCCGUACUCUCCCACCAAGCGAGAAUCCAGAGUUUGACCCUGAGGAAGAUGAGCCAACACUCGAAGCCUCCUGGCCGCAUCUGCAGCUGGUGUACGAGUUCUUUCUGCGUUUCCUGGAGAGCCCGGACUUCCAGCCCUCCAUGGCCAAACGCUACGUUGACCAGAAGUUUGUCCUGCAGCUCCUGGAGCUGUUUGACAGCGAGGACCCCCGGGAAAGGGAGUACCUAAAGACCAUCCUGCACCGCGUCUAUGGAAAACUACUGGGCCUCCGAGCCUACAUCCGCAAACAGAUCAACAACAUCUUCCUCAGGUUCAUAUAUGAAACUGAGCACUUCAACGGUGUAGCGGAGCUUCUGGAAAUCCUCGGCAGCAUCAUAAAUGGCUUCGCCCUGCCCCUGAAGGCUGAACACAAGCAGUUCCUGGUUCGGGUCCUCAUCCCGCUACACACGGCGAAGUCCCUUUCCAUCUUCCACGCACAGCUGGCCUACUGUGUGGUGCAGUUUAUGGAGAAAGACGCUACAGUGACUGAAUAUAUCAUCAGAGGGCUGCUCAAGUACUGGCCAAAAACCUGCACGCAGAAAGAGGUGAUGUUCCUGGGGGAGAUUGAGGAGAUCCUGGAUGUGAUCGAGCCGUCUCAGUUCAUCCGGGUCCAGGAGCCGCUCUUCAAACAGAUCGCAGCCUGCAUCUCCAGCCCUCACUUCCAGGUAGCGGAGCGGGCUCUUUACUUCUGGAACAACGAAUACAUCCUCAGUCUGAUAGAGGAGAACUGUCAAGUCAUCCUGCCGCUGGUGUUCGCCACCCUCUACAGAGUCUCCAAGGAGCACUGGAACCAGACCAUCGUGUCUCUGAUCUACAACGUGCUGAAGACCUUCAUGGAGAUGAACAGCAAGUUGUUUGAUGACCUCACUGCCUCCUACAAAGUGGAGAAACAGAAGGAGCUGAAGCGAGACAGGGAGCGUGCAGAUCUCUGGCGAGGCCUGGAGGAGCACCAGGACCGCCGGAUGCAGAUGCUCACCGAGGCGGCCAGGAACCAGCGCAACCUCCAGGAGCGAGGCGAGAGAGGGGACCCACCGAGCCCUUCGUCCCCGCAGACGUCUCACUCCGACCAGCCCGAGCUCAAGCCCAGCGGGGCCUCCUCUUCCUCCUCUGGAGGCGGGGAGAGCGCCACCUAGGUGCUGCUCUGCAGAGAUUGGAUAGCACGGGGGUUAGGGGACAGGGAGAAGACAUGAGGUUGAUGGUGAAAGUGUUGGGAGAGAAAAGGUGCAAAACAAAUCCAAAUGUUCUUUUUAUCUUGUAUCAUCGAGAGCGUGGCUUCUUGUGAAGAAGCGCGCACACUCAGUGAUCCGAGGUAAACGGCGCACCUUUUUUUUCCCGACAGACUUGUGUGAAACUGGUUCAUUUUUUUUUUGUUGCUGUACACACAUUACGUUGCAGAUCAGAAGAUGAAUAUUGUCCGAAAGUGCAGACAGUAGUUUUAAUAAGUGGCUGGUUUAUUAAACUGCAGGUCAGUAUCCAAAAUUGGUAGCUGGCCUGCUUCAAAUCAGCCUCAAAACAAGAGAUGAAAUGUCUCUUUUGGUGCAACACUAACCACGUUGAACAUGGGUCUAACUUGAUAUUCAACCGACCGAGUCAGAGUCUGUACUGUGGCUACGUAUUUAUCUUUUGGUCCGAGAUGCUUAUUUCAUGCGUGGAUAGCACAAUGCAUUAAUAAACAAAAGAAGCAAUUUCACACAAAUGUCCCAAAACUAUUGCUGCACAGACCAGAGAGACACACACACACACACAGAGAGAGACACACACACACACACACACACACACACACACACACACAGAGACGCAGGUACAUAUUUACUGUAUAUAUGAGACAACAGAGCUACAGAGAGGAGUAUCCAGGUCAAACAAAUCUCACGCAAAAACACUUGAUUGACGCACCACAAUAUUUCAUACAGGUUUACAGGCCCAAAGACACACGCACACUAACACACACACACACACACACACACACACACACACAGAGCUGGUUCUGGCGCUAACUUCUCUCCCAUUCUGUCGGGGUCGCACCAAAGGACGAGCCGAAAGUCUCUCAAGGUUAAAUAACCACUGAUGAAGAUGAUGAUAAUGAUAUAAAGUACAAUACUGUUCCUUCUUCUUACUUGUUACUCUACUACUACUACUCUACUCUACUUUAAGUACUACUGAUGAUGAUGAUGAUGAUGAUGAUGAUGAUGACGAUGAUAAUGUUUUUAUAUAUAUACAUAUGUCUCUGGAUAUUUCCGUAGUGUAUUAUGGGAGAAACACUAGUGUAGCAGAUACCAUAAAGGGGAAGGCCGGCUCGAAUUUUGAAUUUACAUCACAUGUUACCUGUAUGAGGCCAUAAUGUGAGUGCUGAAAUUCAGCGGAAUUCCCCUUUAACAGACCUUAAAGCGGGGAAGAAUGAACUGGAUUGGCGGUGGCUGUUUUUCUUUUCUUUUUAAAUUUGGGAUGUUUGUGGUGCGAUGGGUGUAUUUUAAAGGGGUAUUUCUAAAAUAAAAU
Cyclopterus lumpus (lumpfish) is the source of this 2938-nucleotide messenger RNA. It is a transcript of the gene ppp2r5b, whose product is annotated as protein phosphatase 2, regulatory subunit B', beta. Gene Ontology annotation, cellular component: cytosol; nucleus; protein phosphatase type 2A complex. The coding region runs from base 1 to 1578 and encodes 525 amino acids. Gene Ontology annotation, biological process: protein dephosphorylation; signal transduction. Gene Ontology annotation, molecular function: protein phosphatase activator activity. Lineage: Eukaryota; Metazoa; Chordata; Actinopteri; Perciformes; Cyclopteridae. The record is from RefSeq and is a predicted model, not a curated record. The transcript is spliced from 13 exons.